UACCGACAGUGCAACGCAUAUCAGAAAAUAUAUUAGAGUUUAGAAAAUAUAAAGUUUAUUUGCGCUGAAACAGUAUUAUAUCAAACGAACGUAAACUUGAUUUGUGAAUUCAAAAUGUCAGCUAUGGGAUCAAGUGUUGUCCUCCGCCAAGGUGGCGCAAAAAUCGACAAACUACAGAAAGAAAGUAAUUUCAGAACCAGUCGACGACCCUUGAGGCCAUUGCUCAAAAGAGCGUCCUCCACGUCAAUUUGUGAUCUACGUGACUUUAAUAUGUCAAAACAGCGAGUGAUGGAAAGUCAGUGUUCACAGAAGAGCUCCGAUGAUAGCGACAUCAGUCAGGACUCUUCCGCGCACAAUUACAAGAAAAAUCAACAAAUGAGAGGAUUUUUAAUCGACUUUGUAUCGCCUCAAUCUCCGGCAUGCUCCGGUAGUUCUUCUUCGUCGUGUUCCUGUUCAGGUGGAUCAUCUCCAAUCGACGAAGAUGAGAUUGUACCCGUACAAACAAUUUGUGAGGAGUCGUCGUUCCAGUUCAAUGCACAAUUGCGUCACCCAACUACCGAUUUCAAGUGGUGUGUUUCUUCUCUCAGAGAAGGAGGAGGCAUAAAAGUUGACAUAUCAGCUGGGAUGUAUAACUUAUACGGUUGGAAGAUUGGUAGUGGAAACGUCUACGUUUUCGGGUACGAAGAUUCAAAUGGAGUUUACUAUUAUGUCAAAUGUCCAGAGAACGGUAAUUCAAGUCCCUAUCUAACUCUAUCAAGCGCAUAUCCACAUCCAUCACAGAUAAGUGACCCUACAACUGACCAUAGAUGUAUUUCCUAUGUUGGCGACCCUUCUAGUAGGCAAUACUAUUUGCAUCCAACUCAUAAUUUGAGUCAGGUCAUUGAUUACAUGUCAAAUGGAUAUCUUUGCGUGAAAACAUCGUCAGUCAGACUAGCUAAAGCAUGGUCUCUUUCACAAUGAGAAAACUGAUCAUUUUUGCCUUAUCAAUUUUUUUCCUCUCAAAGCAAGCAAAAUAUUAUUUUGUUUCAAAAUAUUUUUAAUCGCCCUACAAUUUACAUGCUAGGUAUUACUCGCUUCUAUUCCUAAACGUUCGAUUACUUUUUUAUAUUAUAAUUAUAUUUUACCAUUUUUUGCAAAACUCUGUAGUAUUUAUUAUAAUAGAUGUUACAAAUAAAGUUUUUCUUUUCGUAAA
Messenger RNA from Styela clava, 1192 nucleotides. RefSeq lists its product as uncharacterized. The record is from RefSeq and is a predicted model, not a curated record. Lineage: Eukaryota; Metazoa; Chordata; Ascidiacea; Stolidobranchia; Styelidae.